AUGUUAUCCCUUUUCUUCUCGGUCAACGUAAGGCGCCGUACGAGCACACCACUCCCACCCACCUACCUAGGCAACGCAUUUCUGGCCGUGAUCACGUCGCUGAAUACCAUAAAAUCUCCAAACCGCGUGCCGCUGACGAUUGGUCUUGUCGACUCGCAGCCGAAUCCCACUGAUUACAAGCGCGGGUGGGGUCGUUUAUUGGGCAAGGUGGAGUGUUUCAGGGUGCCUGGGGAACGGGGAUAUGGUCAAAUUGCCGUCUUUCCCAGGACGAAUGACGGUGGUUUGGAGGAAGAGGCUAUGGAACGGCUAAUGAGCGAUGUGAAUUUCAUUGAGAGUGCGGAAUUAAGGGAAUAG
Molecule: messenger RNA, 354 nt
Organism: Paracoccidioides brasiliensis Pb18
Exons: 3
Coding region: 1-354 (117 amino acids)
Source: RefSeq, a predicted model, not a curated record